UAUUUUAUUGGACUUCUUCUUCUCCACCUCACUUCCAUUUCACCCUUUCUCUGCGCAGCAACCACAUUGUAUCUCUCUCUCUCUCUCUAAACUUCUUCACCUCUCUCUCUCUACAAUCCGAAGUUCUUCUUUUCUGAAGCUUCGUUCAGUUUAUAUCCCAUCAAAAGCCCUAGCCCAAUAUAUACAGACAAUCAUUUACAUGCACUUAUUCGGAUUUGGGAUUGUGUGUUCUUGCGGAUGGAACUUUGGCGCCGAUCGGCCAUCAAAAGGUGUUUAUUCUGUGUUUUGAUUUGUGAGAAGAACUGGUGAUAGUUUUCGUUGAAAUCAACCGUGCCGUUUUGAAGAGCAUUGGCGCUGUUAUGGCUUCUACUGUUCCUGCGAAAUCUCAGCCGCUACACAAUUUUACUCUGCCGCAUCUCAAAUGGAAUAAGGACGGGCACUCGGGCGCCGCCCACCAACGCCGCCGCUCCAUCAAAUCGCCGUCCCGGAGCCCUAGUAUGUCAUCCGCAUCUCCUAUCCGCCAGCCGCCGUUUCGUGAUUCCGUUUCAGCGACGCCGCCUCGACGUCAGUCUCCGUUGCGCGACUCCGUGGUGGUGGUGGCGUCGCCGCGUGAGUCUCUGGCUAACGGGGAGCAUCUGGGUAAACAGUCUCCGACACCUGGAGAAUCAUCCAAACUGUAUCCAGCUCGCGAGUGGGUGAAACACUCGCCGAUCGGUGGAGAGCCGGCGCGGCAUUUGCCCAAGCGUGAUUUGGCUUCCGAAUCGGAGGCUUCGGGCAGAAGUAAAGGGGCUUUGGUUGAGUCCCGGAGAAAUAAUUCAAAGAGUUUGACGUCGAAUAGUAUAAAGAAUGGGGUUUAUUCAACAAAUCCUGAACGAGCUACUCAGAAAUUUGAGACGAAAUCGAAGGGAAAAGAAGUCGAUGUGGCUGGAACUAAGAGAUCGAAAAUCUUAAUUAAAAUUCCUUGCAAGAACAACAAAACGGAGGAGGAAAGUCCGCAAGAAGAGCCGCUGAAGAUUCUGAAUGCUGAUGAAGAUGAUGAGAAUAAUGAAGUGCAAGAAGGGGCGAAGACUAGUAAUAGUGUUGAUGAAGAAACCAAGACAUGGAAUUUGAGACCUCGAAAGCCCAUACGCAGGUCGCUAAAUGUGACUGGAGGUACAGUGAAAAACAAUGGUUUGGCGAUGCCCGAAAAGAAUAAAGCUCAGUCACCCAUGAGUCUGAACAAUAGAUCAGGGGAAAAUGAAGGGAACGGCGGGGGUGGUGAGAAGAAGGAGAAGAGGAAGCUGAGCAUUUCUGUGGCGCUGUCGAAAGAGGAGAUAGAGGAGGACAUUUUCGCACUGACUGGAUCAAAGCCAGCGAGGAGGCCUAAGAAGAGAGCAAAGAACAUACAGAAACAAGUAGAUUCUGUGUUUCCUGGAUUAUGGCUAGUGUCAAUAACAGCAGAUUCAUACAAGGUGUCUGAAAAUUCUCUAAAGGGUUAGAUGCAAUCAACUGACAGAAGAUCAUGGCUUUCAAGUGUGCUCAAUGGAAGUUUAAUGUUCUUGGCUUCCAAAUUUUGUGAUGGCACUUGCAGGUAUAAUCUGCAGGAACUUGUAUUUGAAAGGAAGAAUAAGUGGUCUUAUAGGGUUUAGUUCCCAGUUCUUCUUUUCUUUCUUUUUGAUCUCCUAACAUAGGGAGAUUCAUGAUAGUUCCUUUAUUUAUCAGUAGUGGCAGUUGUAAAUAUGGAUUUCUUGAUCUUUAAGAUUUUCAUUCCAGUACCCA
Messenger RNA from Sesamum indicum (sesame), 1758 nucleotides. RefSeq lists its product as uncharacterized. The record is from RefSeq and is a predicted model, not a curated record. NCBI's taxonomy places the organism in Eukaryota, Viridiplantae, Streptophyta, Magnoliopsida, Lamiales, Pedaliaceae.